This is a messenger RNA of Lindgomyces ingoldianus, 1865 nucleotides long. RefSeq names its product pyruvate decarboxylase. The transcript is spliced from 3 exons. Gene Ontology annotation, molecular function: thiamine pyrophosphate binding; magnesium ion binding; carboxy-lyase activity. The record is from RefSeq and is a predicted model, not a curated record. NCBI's taxonomy places the organism in Eukaryota, Fungi, Ascomycota, Dothideomycetes, Pleosporales, Lindgomycetaceae. Bases 48 to 1778 code for a protein of 576 amino acids.
UACAUUCCUAAUUCUCUUCUUACCUUCACUUUGCCUCCAAUUGCACCAUGGCUCAUGACCUGAGGACCGAGGAACUCAAGAAUCCAAUCGAUGUCGCCGAGUACCUCUUCCGACGACUGCACGAGGUCGGCGUCCGCUCAAUACACGGCCUGCCCGGCGACUACAAUCUCGUAGCCCUCGACUACAUCCCCAAGGCCGGCCUCAAUUGGGUCGGCAACUGCAACGAGCUCAAUGCUGGCUAUGCGGCAGAUGGCUAUGCGCGCAUCAAGGGCAUCUCCGCCAUCGUCACUACUUUUGGCGUGGGAGAGCUCUCCGCUGUCAAUGCAAUUGCGGGUGCUUAUUCCGAAUAUGUCCCUAUCGUUCACAUUGUUGGCUACCCGUCUACAAUCGCCCAAAAGGAUGGAAUGCUCCUGCACCACACUCUCGGAAACGGCGACUUCAAUGUCUUCUCGAGGAUGUCGAGGCAGAUAUCCUGUGCCGUCUCGCUCCUCAAUGACCCUCAUGAAGCAGCAGUGCUGAUCGACAAUGCAAUUCGGGAGUGCUGGCUAAAGUCCCGGCCCGUGUAUAUUUCUCUACCCACAGAUAUAGUCCAGAAGAAGGUCGACGGAGAUAGGCUCAAGACGCCGCUGAACCUAAGCUACCCAGACAAUGAACCCGAAAAGGAAGAUUAUGUCGUUGACGUCGUCCUCAAGUAUCUCCACGCCGCCCGCAACCCCAUCAUUCUCGUCGACGCCUGCGCUAUCCGUCAUCGCGCUCUCGAUGAGGUCCACGAGCUCAUUGAAAAGUCCGGCAUCCCCACUUUUGUCGCUCCGAUGGGAAAGGGUGCCGUCAACGAGACCUUCCCCAACUACGGCGGUGUCUAUGCUGGCGACGGCAGCAACAAGGGCGUCCGCGAGCGCGUUGAAUCGGCUGAUCUCGUCCUUAGUAUUGGCGCCAUCAAGUCCGACUUCAACACCGCAGGUUUCACCUACCGCAUCUCACAACUCAACACCAUUGAUUUCCAUUCCUACGGUGUCAAAGUUCGGUACUCGGAAUACCCUGGCGUGCGUAUGAAUGGUGUGCUCAAGAAGGUCUGCCAGAAGAUGGGCAAACUCAACAUCGAGCACGGACCAAAUCCCAACAACGAAAUCCCAGAGGUCGAAUUGCUUUCCCCAGAGCCCACAAUCACACAAGCCUGGUUCUGGCCACGUCUUGGACAGUGGCUGAAGGAGGGUGACAUUGUCAUCACCGAGACUGGAACCUCGAACUUCGGUAUCUGGGAGACCCGCUUCCCGGCCGAUGUCAAGGCGAUCUCGCAAGUCCUCUGGGGUAGCAUCGGGUACGCCACCGGCUCGUGUCAAGGUGCCGCUCUCGCCGCAAAAGAAAUGGGUAUCAAACGCACCAUUCUCUUCACCGGCGACGGCUCCUUCCAACUCACCGCACAAGAAGUCUCAACCAUGAUCCGCAAUAGACUCAACCCCAUCAUCUUCGUCAUCUGCAAUGAUGGCUACACCAUCGAGCGCUACAUCCACGGCUGGAAGGACUCAUACAACGAUAUCCAGCCUUGGGACUACAAGGCUCUUCCCGCUGCGUUCGGUGCGCCCAAGGAUAAGUUGCUGACGUAUCGAGUGAGCUCUAAGCGUGGCGUUGAGGAGCUGUUCAUGGAUAGGGAAUUUUCUAGCGGCGAUACAGACAAGUUGCGGUUUGUUGAGUUGGUGAUUCCGUGGGAUGAUGCGCCGGUGGCGCUGAAGAGUACGGCCGAGAGUGCGGCGAAGCGGAAUGCUGAAGCGGCUACGUAGAGGAUGAAAGUGACAUGAAUGGCAAUGAGAUGAGAUGGAAAGCUACAAUAUGAGGUUGACCUUCAAGAGUAGCGGAAUGAGAUGGAG